AACGAAAGCCCCAAAAAAGAACACAAACAAAAUCCAAGGGUUUUAGGAAGAAUUAAGAGAGAUUGGAACUCUUCCCUUCUGAAGUGAUUCAUUCCACUUCUAUGCCAUGAAGUUCCUUCAAUCUCUCAUUGUUCAAUCACGUUAUGCUGUGCGUGUCGGGUCACUGAAUCGGGUUUCUGGACUCCGAUUCUUCGCCGUUUCCACUGAAGAGUACGCCAAGAGAAACUAUGCAAACAACGUUUCCGAGUAUAACACUGUUUUGGGCUCUCUCACUUCAAAAAGAAGGACUUUCUUGCUGAGAGAUGUGUAUGAAGAUAUGAUGCUUGAUGGGGUGAAACCUUCGCGCGACACUUUCCAUUCCCUUGUUGCGGGAACUAUGAAAGCAGCUAGGAUGCAAGAUGCUUUUUUCUUCGUGGACCAAAUGAAAACUAUGGGUUUGCUCCCUGAUGUUACUUUGUACAACUUUCUGAUUUCGACCUGUGGGAAAUGCAAGAACUCUAAUAAGGCUAUUCAGAUUUUGGAGGAAAUGAAACGCAUGGAAGUAAAGCCUAAUGUACAAACCUACAUCUGCUUGCUAAAUGCUUGUGCUGCCGAUGGACGCAUAGACCGAGUGUAUACAAUUGUCCGUGAUAUGAUAGCUGCUGGUCUGGGAUUGAACAAGUUCUGCUAUGCUGGGCUUAUAGUUGCACACAAGAAUAAGACACCUCUUGUUGAUGAUUUUUCUGCAAAAGUUAUUGAGUUUGUGGAGAAGUCAAAGAUGUGGUCUUCAGAUGAAACCAACAGUGCCAAUGCUGAGAAUGUGAUGAUGGGUGUUAGUGAUGAAGAAUUAUACAACCUACCAACAGCAGAUUAUAUUCAUAGGCGUGGAGGGUUUUUGAAUCGACCAUUUACAGCAUAUCACACUGCAUUUCAUGCUGCUGCAGACCUAAAACUUGUUGAGUUAACGAACACACUAUUGGACAUGCUGAACAAGGACGGAAAAACUCCUGAUGUCUUUAUUAUGAUGCAAGUAGUCAGGUGCUAUUGUCAUGCAGGAGAAAUUGACCUUGCUCUUCAAACUUUUGAGAACUACAUAAACGAGGGAAGGGUUAUUGCUGCAGAACUUUUUGUGACUCUCGCAGAAGGGGCAAUGGCUGGGUACACUGAGAAAGGAAUGCAAAUUGCUCAAGAUAUUCUGGUAAGGAUGAACGAAAGAAAUUUUUUUGUGAAUAGCAGAUUGGGAAGUGAGCUCCUGCUUGUAGCUGCAGGAGAGAAGACCGGGGGAUAUACCACUGCCAACUACAUAUGGGACAUGAUGCAAGUUCGGAAAAUUAACGCCUUAUUUCCUGCGGUAGAAGCAUAUUACCAAGGCUUAAAAGAUCGAGAGAUUCCUGAAGAUGAUCCAAGACUUCUUAUGGUUUCUAAUGCAUAUAAAAGAAUGAAUACGAGAAGCGGGAACAGACAAUUUUAAAGUCAUACUACUUAAGUCACCAGAAUUAUUGGUUUGAUUCAUGUAUCACAUGGUACGUAAGUCCCAAGUUUAACUAAAUUAUUGUAUUUUAGGAGAUUAUGUAGAGCACUUUUUACCGUUUUCCAACAUCUGAUAGAUCAAGGUUUUCUGUUUUGAAAUAAUUAUUUCUCUGUAAUACACGAGGCACCAUUGAUGUUAAGUUAUUUCAAUGUCAAUGUCAAUGUCAUUGCAGACUCUAAA
Messenger RNA from Vigna angularis (adzuki bean), 1690 nucleotides. Its product is annotated as pentatricopeptide repeat-containing protein At4g35850, mitochondrial. Gene Ontology annotation, cellular component: mitochondrion. The record is from RefSeq and is a predicted model, not a curated record. NCBI's taxonomy places the organism in Eukaryota, Viridiplantae, Streptophyta, Magnoliopsida, Fabales, Fabaceae. Bases 107 to 1450 code for a protein of 447 amino acids. The transcript has 13 exons. Gene Ontology annotation, molecular function: protein binding.